Acanthamoeba castellanii str. Neff is the source of this 960-nucleotide messenger RNA. Its product is annotated as serine-protein kinase ATR family protein. Gene Ontology annotation, cellular component: nucleus. The coding region runs from base 1 to 960 and encodes 319 amino acids. Gene Ontology annotation, biological process: protein phosphorylation; telomere maintenance; DNA damage checkpoint signaling. The transcript has 6 exons. NCBI's taxonomy places the organism in Eukaryota, Discosea, Longamoebia, Acanthamoebidae. The record is from RefSeq and is a predicted model, not a curated record. Gene Ontology annotation, molecular function: protein binding; protein serine/threonine kinase activity.
AUGGUGGGCAGCGAUGGGCAGGAGUAUCUGUUCCUGUGUAAACCCAAGGACGAUCUCAGGAAGGACUGUCGCAUGAUGGAGUUCAACACCAUGAUCAAUAAGCUCCUCAAAAAGCAUCCCGAAACACGACGUCGCAAACUUCGAAUUCGAACGUACGCUGUGGUGCCUCUUAACGAGGAAUGCGGCUUGAUCGAGUGGGUCCCCAACACCACUGGAUUCCGCCACAUCCUCACCGCCAUCUACAACGCCGAAGGACUAGGGCUUGCCACCAAGCAACUGCGCGACGUGUGGGGUUCCAAGAUGCCAGCGGUGGAAAUCUACCGGGACCACGUGCUGCCGUUCUACCCGCCGGUCUUCCACAAGUGGUUCCUCAAGUCCUUCCCCGACCCCACGACCUGGUUCGAGGCGCGCCUGGCCUACGCUCGCGCCAUCGCCGUCAUGUCCAUGGUGGGCUACCUGGUCGGAUUGGGAGAUCGCCACGGAGAGAACAUCCUGUUCGAUUCCACCACGGGCGAGUGCGUGCAUGUCGACUUCAACUGUCUCUUUUGGCGUGGCCUCACUUUCGAGAAGCCCGAAAAGGUGCCGUUCCGUUUGACGCCGAACAUGACGGACGCGCUGGGUCUGACCAAGCACGAGGGCGUCUACCGGUCGGUGUGCGAGCUGACGCUCCGCGUGCUCCGGGACAACAAGGACACCCUCAUGAGCGUGCUCGAGACAUUCAUCUACGAUCCCCUCGUCGAGUGGACCGCCAAAGGCCAUCGCUCCACCAGCGCGGCCACGGGGGAGACCAACAACGAGAGCGCCGUGCAGACGGUGGCUGACAUCGAGCGACGGCUCAAGGGUCAGGAGAAGUCCUACGUGACCCUCUCCGUCGAGGGUCAGGUCCAUACCCAGAUCAACGAGGCCAUCUCCCAGGACAACCUCUCGCGCAUGUACAUCGGCUGGGCGCCCUGGAUGUAG